AUGACGCUAAUUUCUUCCCUUUGUUCCUUCCCUCCAAUUCACUCUUCUGCUUCUUUUCCAAAUUCCGCAUCAACGUUCUCAAAUUACAACACCAGAACUCAAAUCCAAUCCUCACCUUCUUCCACAAACACUUGCACCCAAAAAAUCGACGCAUCUUUGAUCACCAUCGCCGAAUCUUUCUACGAUGAUGAACUCUGGGCAGCUUCCUCCCUCCGUGUUCGUUCCUUCAAUCAAUUACGUCCCGGCACUUACGGAGUCCAAGAUCAUGUGAAGUACUUGGCUGAACGUGAGUUUGAAGCAUUGAAAGAGCGUAUUUCGGGGAAGAAGACGGGUUUUAGAAGAGUCUCUUGCAUAAAUGCUUCUCUUCCUGUGUCUCAUAUAUCUAGCAUCUAUGAUGAUUUAUGUUCUUCAUGUAAGUUUUCUGCUUAUGGAGAAGACAGGAUUGUAGUUGGUUCGCUUGAUCUUAAUCAGUGCUUGAGUCUUCCGGAUGAAAUUGUCGGGAUGAAGCCGAAGCUUAGCGGAGCUGAUACGACAAGGGCUUACCUCAGUAAUGUGUGUGUUGCUAGAGAGUUGCACAGAAAUGGAUUGGCCUAUGAACUUCUUGAAAAGUCGAAGUUAGUUGCUCGUAAUUGGGGCAUAACAGAUUUAUAUGUCCAUGUUGCCGAUGACAAUGAACCAGCAAAGAAAUUGUACACGAAAAGUGGGUUUGUUUAUGAGAGUGAUGAACCUGCAUGGCAGGCCAGGUUUCUUGAUAGACCGCGAAGACUUCUGCUAUGGAUGGGGCUUUCAAUCUCCUAA
Messenger RNA from Lathyrus sativus (Indian pea), 798 nucleotides. The record is from the annotation of a GenBank genome assembly. NCBI's taxonomy places the organism in Eukaryota, Viridiplantae, Streptophyta, Magnoliopsida, Fabales, Fabaceae.